Harmonia axyridis is the source of this 1213-nucleotide messenger RNA. Its product is annotated as cytochrome c oxidase assembly protein COX18, mitochondrial. The transcript is spliced from 4 exons. The record is from RefSeq and is a predicted model, not a curated record. Gene Ontology annotation, biological process: protein insertion into mitochondrial inner membrane from matrix; mitochondrial respiratory chain complex IV assembly. Bases 129 to 1208 code for a protein of 359 amino acids. NCBI's taxonomy places the organism in Eukaryota, Metazoa, Arthropoda, Insecta, Coleoptera, Coccinellidae. Gene Ontology annotation, cellular component: mitochondrial inner membrane. Gene Ontology annotation, molecular function: membrane insertase activity.
GGAAGAUGUAACACUAUUUACUUAGACUAUUUUUGUAUUAUAAAUAUAAGGAAUGCGUAGCAUGACAUAUAUGAUAGAAAAUAAAUGAUGAAAAGCUAAAUAUACUCAUUCAACCAGAAGGAAGAAAUAUGUUUCCAAUUAAAUCAAUGAUUAAUAAAUCUGUUCUGAAAGAAUUAAUUAGUUACCAAAAGAGUCAUUCGAAAGCUUUAUCAUAUUAUUGCACUAACAAUAAAAAUGCAUUAUUCAACACAAGUGGCAAAUCAUUUAUGUAUUUGCAACAAAUGAAAGUGAGUAGUACUGUCCCGAGUAGUUCUGAUUCUGGAUUUUUGCAAACUUAUAGUGAAAUGCUGAAAAGCCUUUCAGAGAGCACACCAGUUCAGUUUAUGCAAAAGUCUUUGAUUAAUGUACAUGAUUACACUGGCUUGCCUUGGUGGGCAACGAUUAUAUGUUCUACUAUAUUACUGAGGACAACUACAACACUCCCAUUAGCAAUAUAUCAGCAAAUCAUCUUAGCAAGACUAGAACUUUUGAAAUAUGAAAUGAACGAAUUAGUAAAAGAACUCAAAAAAGAAACAACAAUAGCAACUAAAAUGUAUGAUUUGGAUGAAAGAACUGCCAGGAAUAUUUAUAAUUAUUCGUUAAAGUCCAAUUGGAAAAAACUAAUUAUUAGAGACAAUUGCCAUCCUUUUAAAACGAGUAUUUUGCUAUGGGUUCAAAUACCUUUAUGGAUAUCUGUAUCUAUGUGUUUAAGAAAUAUGAUAUACAUGCAGCCAAUAAAAGACAGUUCUGCUGAAAUAAUUCAUGAUCAAUUGAGUGUACAAGGCAUUUGGUGGAUUCAAAAUCUGACUGAAAUAGACAGCACCUACAUAAUUCCUAUAACUUUUGGCCUGAUUAAUUUGUCUUUAAUCGAGCUGUCGAUUAUGUCAAAAGUGACUGUACCUACAAAGUUACAAAAAAUAAUCACAAAUAUAUUCAGAGGAUUUUCCAUUAUAAUGAUUCCUUUGAGUGCUUCAGUGCCUUCUGCUUUGGUCCUUUAUUGGACAACUUCAAGUAUGUUUGGAUUGAUACAAAACUUAACCUUGAUGUCACCCAAAGUGAAAAGAUUCUGUAAAAUACCUCUCACACCUAGUGAAUUAGAAAAACCUUAUGAGCAGUUAAGAGCUGCUAUGAAGAGUAGAAUUUUCAAAAAAAAUAAAGAGAAAUGUUAACACUU